Messenger RNA from Gadus morhua (Atlantic cod), 1850 nucleotides. Its product is annotated as phosphorylase b kinase gamma catalytic chain, skeletal muscle/heart isoform. The transcript is spliced from 10 exons. Gene Ontology annotation, biological process: protein phosphorylation; glycogen metabolic process. Gene Ontology annotation, molecular function: calmodulin binding; ATP binding; phosphorylase kinase activity. Gene Ontology annotation, cellular component: phosphorylase kinase complex. Bases 233 to 1417 code for a protein of 394 amino acids. The record is from RefSeq and is a predicted model, not a curated record. NCBI's taxonomy places the organism in Eukaryota, Metazoa, Chordata, Actinopteri, Gadiformes, Gadidae.
UAGCAAUCGGCAUCUGACAUUACAGCUCGCCCUUUGGGACUGCGGAUAAUCGGCCGCUCUAACGUGCAGCCGAACAACCCUAUGUUUACGCGUCUAAUGUUUUUACGUUUCUUACGCUAUUAAGAGUUCAAUAAUGAAGAAUUCCCGCUGUUCGUAAGAGUGCAUCGGACACUUGCCAGCACGCUGAGCUGUGAAGUCAAGGCACAUUGUUGACUAGCUGUGUCACACCGAGAUGACCAAAGAGGAGGACAUCCCAGACUGGGUGGGAGCCCAGGAGUUCUACGACAAAUAUGAUCCCAAGGAGAUUCUGGGAAGGGGGGUGAGCAGUGUGGUGCGCCGGUGUGUCGACAAACUCAGCGCUCAGGAGUACGCCGUGAAGAUCAUCGACAUCACCCCUUCGGACCAGCUGACCGGGCAGGAGAUCGAGGAGAUCCGGUCUGCCACUGAGAAAGAGAUCGCCAUCUUGAAGAUGGUCUGCGGGCAGGAGAACAUCAUUCAGCUCAAAGAUUGCUAUGAGUCCAACGCCUUCUUCUUCCUGGUGUUUGACCUGAUGAAGAGGGGUGAACUUUUUGACUACCUCACUGAAAAGGUUACCCUCAGUGAGAAGGAAACCAGGAAUAUCAUGCGUGCUCUGCUGGAAGUGGUCCAGUUUCUCCACUCCCAGAAUAUUGUCCAUAGGGAUCUGAAGCCUGAGAACAUCCUGCUGGAUGACCAGAUGAAAAUCAAACUCACCGACUUCGGUUUUUCUAUACAGACCGAGCCAGGACAGAAGCUUUCCGAGGUGUGUGGGACCCCCGGGUACCUGGCCCCCGAGAUCAUCGAGUGCUCCAUGAACGCCACUCCUGUGGGAUAUGAUACAGCUGUGGACAUAUGGAGUUCAGGUGUCAUUAUGUACACUCUGCUGGCGGGCUCUCCUCCUUUCUGGCACCGGAAACAGAUGCUGAUGCUGCGCAUGAUCCUGGGUGGGAAGUAUGACUUCUCCUCUCCCGAAUGGGAGGAUCGCUCGGACACCGUCAAGGACUUGAUCUCCCGCAUGCUGGUGGUCGAUCCAAAGCAGAGAUACACAGCCAGAGAUGCCCUCAACCACCCUUUCUUCUCCCAAUACGUGGUGGCCGAAGUACGACAGUUUACCCCUUACAGACGGUUCAAGGUCAUUUGCAUGACUGUCCUAGCCACAAUGCGGAUCUACUGCAAUUACCGCCGCGCCAAGCCCGUUACCAAGGAGGUUAUCAAGAGUGACCCGUACGCAGUCAAGCCCAUCCGCAAGCUCAUCGAUGCUUGUGCUUUCAAGAUCUACGGUCAUUGGGUUAAGAAGGGCCAGGCUCAGAACAGAGCCGCUCUUUUUGAAAACAGUCCCAAGGUCAUCCUGCUUUCCCUCGCUGCAGAAGCCGAUGACUCAACCCUCCACACCUGGUAGUGAAGUACGGCUGUUACUCAGGAACUGCUUUGAGGGGAUUAUGUGGGGACACAUCCCCACUCAGGAACACUAGGCGUUACCAGUGGCUAGCUCGGUAAAGAGGGCGUGCUCUUGAUAUUCAAGUAUGGAGCAGAAUACAAGGUAAUGCAGUUGGAAGUUAACCAAAAAUGUUAAGUAAAAUGCAUGGAUAUACUCAGUGUAUGAGGGCACAUACCACACUAGUUAAUGGCAAUUAUCAGUCUGCUAGUAUCAAGGGUUUAGCGAAGAUGUUCAGUCUUUCCUUUCGACGGUUAAGUACAGGAGUUUUAUUUUCAAUGAUCCCACCUGCAUACUUGAAAUCAUGUUUAGAGGCCACCCAUAUGGAUAUGUACAAUGUCAAACUUUACAUUAUAUAAGUUGACAAUUCAAUAAACAUGACUAUUUUUGAUCCAUC